Molecule: messenger RNA, 3667 nt
Organism: Durio zibethinus
Lineage: Eukaryota; Viridiplantae; Streptophyta; Magnoliopsida; Malvales; Malvaceae
Product: calcium-dependent mitochondrial ATP-magnesium/phosphate carrier protein 2-like
Biological process (GO): transmembrane transport
Molecular function (GO): calcium ion binding
Source: RefSeq, a predicted model, not a curated record
AGUUAAAAGAAAAAAACCCAGACCCCAGAAAAAUCUCUGCCUGUCCCUGAUUCUAACUUGGCUGCCUCUCAAAGCCCACAAAAAGAAAGGGAAUUUGGAAGGUGUAGAGCUUUGGGGCCAAGACGUGUUAACUCAAUAUCUGGUCUGGAGCCACACUCAGCUUCUACCUUCAAUUAUCUUGCACGUGUAUUUUUCCAAUUUGUAAUCACUCUUUCUCUCUUUCAUUGCUUGGAACCGCCCGUUUUCCUUCUUUCAAUCUGCAGUAAUGUUGUUUCCUUGGUUGGUUUUGAUUUUAGGAAAAAGAAAACAAAACCCAAAUUAAAACUCGUUUAAAAAGCUUUGAAUUUAUCUCAUUUUUUGAUGUAGUAAGUCUGUUCCUUUGGAAUUUUGACUAAAUUUCCUUCCUUUUGACCCCCUCCUCUCCAAUCAAAGACAAGCCUUCAUCCUUGUCCUCUUUCUCUCCCUGAUUCGGUUCCAUUUUUUUGGAUCCUGAAUUGAUUUUUGGGAAAAUUACUUCCUUUAGAAAAAAAAGGUCUUUUUUAUGUUGUUUGUUUCCAAUUUUAUAGAACAGAUCUCUUCUUGCCAAACCUCCAUGCUAGCAGAAAAGAAGAAGAAAAUAGGUGAAAUUUGGUAAGGUAAUUGGAAACGUUGUCGUUUUGGUAUUGUUAUGUCUGGAGCAGCAGGGCAGGGCGUGGAGCAUGUGGGCUUGCCUAAAAUGGAGACAAAAUCCAAACCCGAAUGUUGCAACCCGGUCAAAAAAUCGGGACCUGUCACAAUGGAUCAUGUUCUCUUAGCAUUACGCGAGACCAACGAAGAAAGGGAUUUAAGGAUUCGGAGUUUGUUCAAUUUUUUUGAUGCAGCCAAUGUGGGAUUUUUGGAUUAUGCUCAGAUCGAAAAGGGUCUCUCUGCUUUGCAGAUUCCGGCCGAGUAUAAGUACGCCAAUGAUCUGUUGAAAGUUUGUGAUGCAAACAGAGAUGGGCGCGUGGAUUACCACGAGUUUAAGAGGUAUAUGGAUGAUAAGGAGCUUGAACUUUAUAGGAUUUUUCAAGCUAUUGAUGUGGAGCAUAACGGAUGCAUUUUGCCUGAGGAGCUAUGGGAUGCGCUUGUUAAGGCUGGGAUUCAAAUUGAUGAUGAGGAGCUUGCUCGAUUUGUAGAGCAUGUUGAUAAAGACAAUAAUGGAAUUAUAACAUUUGAAGAAUGGAGAGAUUUCCUUCUACUCUAUCCUCAUGAAGCUACGAUUGAGAACAUCUAUCAUCAUUGGGAAAGGGUUUGCCUUGUAGAUAUUGGAGAACAUGCUGUUAUUCCUCAAGGCAUCAGUAAACAUGUUAAGAGAAGCAAAUAUUUUAUUGCAGGAGGAAUAGCAGGAGCAACUUCUCGCACUGCAACUGCUCCUCUUGAUCGCCUGAAAGUGGUUUUGCAAGUGCAGACUACACGUGCUAACAUUCUGCCAGCUGUAAAGAAGAUAUGGAAGGAAGAUGGUGUUUUGGGGUUUUUCCGAGGUAAUGGGUUAAAUGUUGUGAAGGUAGCACCUGAAAGUGCUAUCAAGUUCUAUGCAUAUGAAAUGUUAAAGAAUGUAAUAGGAGACAGUAUGGGAGAUGCGAAGGGUGAUAUAGGUGCCAGUGGAAGACUAAUUGCUGGAGGUGUAGCAGGUGCAGUGGCACAAUCUGCUAUCUACCCGAUGGAUCUUGUAAAAACUCGGUUACAGACUUGUGCUUCUGAAGGUGGAAGGGCUCCAAAGGUGCGGAAACUAACCAAGGAUAUAUGGGUUCAGGAAGGACCUCGAGCAUUCUAUAAAGGUCUUGUCCCAUCUCUUCUUGGGAUUAUCCCAUAUGCUGGCAUCGACCUUGCUGUCUAUGAGACCUUGAAAGAUUUUUCAAGGACAUAUAUUCUUCAAGAUGGUGAACCUGGUCCCCUUGUGCAACUAGGCUGUGGAACAAUUUCUGGAGCUUUAGGAGCAACCUGCGUUUACCCUUUGCAGGUUAUUAGAACAAGAAUGCAAGCUCAACGUACUACCUCUGAUGUUCCAUAUAAGGGAAUGUCCGAUGUAUUUUGGAGAACCUUUCAGAAUGAAGGUUAUAGAGGUUUCUACAAAGGACUGUUUCCCAAUCUUCUCAAGGUUGUCCCAGCUGCAAGCAUUACAUAUUUGGUUUAUGAGGCUAUGAAAAAGAGUCUAGAUCUUGGCUAGAGAAGUUCUGCAGUCAGGCUUAGUGGCCUUACAUUUUAUUGCUGAAAAGAAAGUAGAGUUGAUGAUGAAUAUAACCGUAAUAAGAUAAUUCAACAAUUAAGUAAUAUGAUUAUUUGAGUUAUAUGAUAGGUGAUAAUUCCCCUUCAGAGAAUGGGGUGCAUAAUUUUGUAGUAAGAAAAAAUGUUUCCCCAGGCUUACCUAAACUAAAUGUUGAGAAUCGGGUUUAUAAGACAAUGAUGUCUGACUUCCAGGUUGAUAGGUAUCAAACAGUUCAUUUUUUUCUUCCUCCUGCCUCGCAAACUCUUCUUUUUAAUGUCUUUGAAUCCAAUACAAGAGAUGAAGGAUCUCUUAUAGAUGUCGAGUUACUAAAGAUUGAUCUUCAUUUAAUAUGCAAUCUGUUUGUGUUGAAAGUGCUCGUUAACUGAGCACAAAGUAAUGGUUCUUUAUCAUGGACAAGGCUUCUUCUUUUUUUUUUAAUGGGAUUGUUGUUAAAAUGCUAUAGCUGGUUUUAUGCUGGUUUUGGACAGAACUUUUCCAAUUAACAUGAGAAUAAGAUAAUGUUACAUUUCCAUGGUUGAUUGCUACUUAAAAAAAGCCAUUGAGAAGUUUACAGAAUUCUAUUGAUUGUGCUGAAGUAUCAAAUACAACUUGCUUGCCCACAUGUUUUGGCUUCUGAUUGUACUUAAGUACCUGUUUGUGCUAAUAUCAAGUAUGGGUACUCUUUUUUUCAUGCCUUGAGUAGAAAGGCAAAGAAAGAAAAAAAAAUUGCAAUGUCUUGCUCCUGUCCACAUGAAUAUAUGCAAAUAUACUUUUUAAGACAUGAAAGUGCAACAAUUACCAUCAAAAUCUUUGAACUUGAACUUGGUUUAGAGACUAAACUUAAGUGCUGGUGAAACUGAGAAUUUUGUGUACAAAUAGCAUGUCGAUGAAGAAAAAUUUUAUUCAUAACCUGAAACAAGCCAUUCGUCACCUGAGGAAAUCCUGGCAAUAUUGAAGCAACAACUCAGGAGACCCUUUUCACAGGGUCAAUCUAUUCAAAUAGAAAAGAUGAGUCUGAAACACUUUUUUAUCAAGGGAAAUGGAAAGAGCAGAAUAAUGUCAAACAGUGAAAAUCUAACAACUUGGAACAACUCAGUCUGCUAGUAUUUGACAAGCUCAUUUCAAUCUGAACCAUAGACUCAGAGUUUAGACACAAGAGUGAAGAUGAAACACAACAAGAAAAGUAAAACCUGGAAGAAAGGCAUGGCCUUCCCUUUGCCUCAAUGACUUGCCUAGUUGCAUUUUGCCCCUUCAAAUCCUCUAUAAGGAAGAAGUAGGUAACAUUAUGUCAUACAUGCAGUAGUAAUCAUCACCUGUAGUCUUCUUCUUCUUCUUCUUCUUCUUUCUUAUCCACAUUUUUGGCAGGAAAUCUAAGCUCUAAAGCUCAGAGCUCAUAUAGAAGAAAUAACAAGAACAGAUUGCAUUGAAUAAUCAUUGGUUUUU